Messenger RNA from Perognathus longimembris pacificus (Pacific pocket mouse), 5468 nucleotides. RefSeq names its product EF-hand calcium binding domain 13 (gene Efcab13). Gene Ontology annotation, molecular function: calcium ion binding. The record is from RefSeq and is a predicted model, not a curated record. Lineage: Eukaryota; Metazoa; Chordata; Mammalia; Rodentia; Heteromyidae. Bases 327 to 5372 code for a protein of 1681 amino acids. The transcript has 45 exons.
GAUUUGCUCUUCCUAUCAUUUGCAAUGUAUUAAACUAAUUUCUCCUUAUACUGAAAAGGACAAACUUUAAGGCACUGUGUGAUAUCCUGUGAAUUUCGAGCUUUUGUCCACCUAUCUCUGUUGGUGACAUUAGGUAUUAUACUCUGAGCAUGACAUUGAGCUGCUAAUUUCAGGUAGGUAAAUAUAAUAGCUUAAGUCUCCUAGAUAGGCAAAUUAUUUUUCUAUUUUUCUUUUUUCUGACAGGAAAUCUUUUUGUACUGUUGUUCAUUUGUACUUGUUCAUGACCUUACAGUCCUGAAGGCCAGAAUUUACCUCUAAACAGAAAGAUGGAAAGUAAAGAACAUUUUUUUGGCCAGACUGAAGAAACUGUUGACUCAUCAGACAAUGAAGCUAGCAACUUGCCACCAAAAAGUAAUGAAAGCAAGAAAUACAGCAAAAUUUCUAAAACAAUAGAGAAGAGAACUUCACUCAGAACUGUGGAUUUGAGCCCAGAUCAUAAGAGAGGGUAUGAAACAUCACUAUUCCUAAGUAGAGAAGAAAACUCCUCUGAUUCUUCAGCAGGGAAAACAGUCAGGAAAAAGAAAAGUUUACAAGUAUACCUGCAUAGUAAAAGAACUGAGAUCGCCUCUCCUCCUCUGAAGCCAUCAAAGGAGAUAACCAGGAAAGAAAGUACUCCAUGCAAAUUGCCAGAUCAGCUUGGUGCUCCCAAGCCUUCAAUAUCUCCUCGUAAAUAUUCCUCAAGUAUUCGGAGAAAGGAAUCAUUAUCUAAUCUCUACAUGACACUAUAUGAAGAAGUACCUGAAGGAAACAUUUCCAAAGAAGAUUUAAAUGCAACUCAUAAAGCCUGUAAAAUUUUUGGAAAAGUUCGAGGUGGUAAGAUUUAUGUGAAUGAUCUGCCAGUGGUCCUUAGCAUGUUAAAGAUUCCCAUGACUGACUCAGAAAUACGAUGGGCACUGAAGAUGAUUGAUAUUGAUGUUAAUGGAAUGCUGGAGUUUUCAAACUUCCUGAAGACCGUGAAUAAUGUUUCCAGUUUGGUUUCUCAGGAUCCAGCAUUCCUGAAUGCCUUGAAGAUUUUUUCUAAGAUGAAAGGUGGUCGAGUUUCCACUGAUGAAGUGGGUACUAUUUUGGAUAGUCUGGAUAUUCCUAUCAAUCCAGAAACAAUUCAGCAAGUGUUAAAAUAUAGUUUCAUUGACCGCAACCAGAUGGUGGAUAUUGGAGACAUUGUGUUUUCUUUGGGUGAACUGCAGCAACUAUAUGAAGAUGUUUCAACUUUGGAAGAUCCAGGCUUGAAUGAAAAAGGUUCAAACAGAACAUUAUCAUAUGUAGCCCCAUACAGGAGGAAAUCAAGUUCCGCAAGAUCAUCUGAAUCUUCAUUAUUAAAAAGGUUGGAAAAGAAAAUCUUCCAAUCUUAUAGUAAUGUUUUGGAGAGGAAUGACUCUGAAUAUAAAGAACCAAAAGUUUCUUCACAAAAGUUUCCAGAUGUGGUUGACAGCAGACACACAGGAAUCCAAGAACCAUAUUCGAAGUAUGGAACAGAUUUAAGAAAACUUUCAGAGAAGGUUGAAAUUCCUGACUCAAAGUCUAAACCACAAAGCUUGAGGAGUAUUACAAGCCUCAAUAAGUUUCUGGAUAAAAGUGAUAUCACCAGUAUUCCAAAACCUCAGAAACCAUCUGGGAAAAGGCGUUCUACCCUUCUAAAACAGAUUUCAUCUAAGGAAGAACCUGCAGUUAAUACUCUGGAAAAUAUCCUUCAAGCUAUCAGUAAACUCCAGGAAAAUUACAUUACUGUAGAAGAUCUUCAGUCCACUUUGCCCUUAUUAGGGAUUACUUUAUCGGACACAGAAUUCCAGAGAAGUGUGAAAGAGACUAAAAAUGAAAAUGGACUGGUGAACUUAGAUGACUUUAUUAUGACUCUCUCCAAGGAUCAAAGUUUUCAUGAAUAUGAUGUGCUGACUAAUGUCAUUAAUGCUUUUGACAAAAUUGAAGAUGAAAAAGUUGAUUGUGAGGAUCUAAAUACUUGUCUGGAAGAUUUUGGAAUUUAUCUCUCUAAGCCAGAAGUGGAAAAGCUUGUGGAAUUGACUGAAGCUGAUGAAACAGAAAAGGUGAAUUUUAAGCAAUUCAUUGAUACCUUGAUGAACAACACAGACUUCUCUGAAAAAUUAAAAUUGCCUGGUGUUACUGAAAAUCUUCAGAACCUCAGCCAGGAGCAGAUGAAUAUUUAUGAUCUGUGGGACACUCUGUCUAGUUUGAAUAGUAAUUUAAAAAAAGAGAAAUUCCUAGAUGCAGUGAAACUAGCAAAAGUUGACGAUGACAAAGUACAACUUAAAGAAUUUGAAAAAAUAGUAAAGAAUAUGCAUGAUGCCUCCAGGUUAAAAGAGUUACAAGAGAUUGCCGUAGCGCUUGAUUCACUUGAAGGUGACAUGAUAGCUGAGAAGAACUUGGAAGAUUUUCUCAAAAAUGUUGGGAUUAAGUCACCUAAAGAAGAAGCAGAGAAAAUUCUUCAAUCAGAUUUUGUUUCUGAGGGAAACACGGUGAAUGUUAACGACUGUUUAAAAAGUUUGAAGGACACCCCAAAAUUUUCCAAUUUUAUUGCAUUGAAUGAGCUCCUUGAUACACUGGACCACAUGGAAGACAGUUACCCAUCUGAUAAAGACAAAUAUUCUGAUGUAGUUGAAAAGUCUUAUUUUACUGAUGAUACGCUUCAAGAAAUACUUAAUGUCAUGGAGGACUUUAGAAAUGAGGCUUUAUCUUCAAAUCUGCAAUUACCAGCGGUGGAUGAGAUUAAAGAGGCUGCUAAUAUCUUUUCACAUGUCGAUGAUAAAAAGAUUGAUAUACCUAAGUUGGAGCAUGCCCUGAAAUGUUUGAAUCUUAAUUUGAGGGAGGAGGAUUUCAACGAAACCCUUAAACACUGUGAUACCAAUGAUAAUAAAGAAGUAGAUUUACAAGAUUUCUUAACAGAAAUGAAAGAAAGUCCGAACUUCAAAAACUCUACAGCUAUGGAGCUACUCUUAGCUACUACCCAAGUUCUCCAAGAUGACCUUGUUGAUGUCUCUGACCUCAAGACAUUAUUGGAAAAUGCUGGCCUUGGUACAGCUAAUGUUGUACUUACUGAAAUGUUAAGAAAUGUACCUGAAUAUGAACAUGGCAAGGUUACUAUUCAUGAAAUUCUGACUAAGCUUGCAGAUGCACUGACAAUUCCAAAAGCCUCAGAGGCUAAAAUUAAAUUUUACAAUGUCAACAUUCAAAAAAGUGAUCCUAAAGCUGUUUCUGACAUUCAGCAAAAUUUAAGUGCUGUAGGAAUCCAUCUCACAGAUGAGGAAACACAGAAGGUUUUGGAUAAUACUAAUCCUAGCGAUGAAGUGGUGUCUUUUAAGGAUGUCAUCAGAGAACUAGCCAACACUGAUGACUUUAUGGAGUGUCAACGAAUAGAAGAUAUGUGGAAUAUUGUUAAUACUGUCUCUGAUGGAAAAGUUGAAGUUAAAGAACUUUUAUCCACCCUGAAGAACCUGGAGAAACCUUUAAAUGAAGACCACUUGGAGGUGUUACUGAGCUCUGCAACAGAUGAAAAUAAGUUCAUCUUAAAAGAUGUAAUUGAUAGUUUCACUGAUUCAUCUAAACCAUCACCAUUCAACAGUUUAUUGAAGGAGACUACAGCUCUUGAUAAUAUCAUAAAUAAUACAAUGCCUGUAAACGAACUGAACUCCAAACUUUUGAGUGCUGGUAUUCCAAUUGACAAGACAUUCCAGGAGAUUCUGAGAAAAGCAUCUAUCAAAGAAAAUGAUGAAAUAAGUCUCAAGCAAAUUUUGGAGAAUUUAGACAAAAGUAAGCCAGCUCCUGAAUUUGAAGAUGUGCAGGAACUUUCAAAGGCCUUUGACAAAGUCACUAAUGGAAAAGUGGAUGUAGCUGAUGUGCAACCUGUACUGAAGGGCCUGAAAGUUUAUGCUCCCGAGGAAGAAUUACAGAAGAUGGUCUCUUCCAUUUCUGUUGAUAAAGCAAAAAACCUUUUAAAAGCUCUGGCCUCCAUUAGGAAAAACCUAGCUUAUCCUGAUGACUUAUUCUCCAUACUGGAAAAUAUGGGAGUUCAUUUAUCCCAAGAUGUGAUUCAAAAUACGCUGAAGAAUACAACUCUCAGGAAAGAUACAAUAGAUGCCAGAGACUUGGACAGCUCACUGGGAUAUAUGGGCACUGAACUCACCAAAGAACAGCUUGAUGAGCUGGAAAGAAACCUCCUUGCUGAAGCUAGAGUGGAGACUGAUCUGAUACCAUUGACAGAUACAAGAGAAGUUAUUUCAGAAGAAGUUGAAAUCAAUGACCUGGAAAAUGUCAUAAAAAACAUGGGAAUAGAGCUCACACCUAGAGAACGACUGAAGCUGGAGAAAUUACUUCCUACUGAUGUUAAUGGGAAAAUAGAUAAGAAUAAGCUGAUGAGUUUGGUGGAAACUAUAAAAGGGUCACAAAUUGAUGUCCAUGACAUUGACAGUCUCCUUGGAAACAUGACAUUAAAACUCACACCAACAGAAUCCAGUGAUCUAAGUUCAGAUUUACUAGUUGAUGAAAAAGGAGAGAUUGAUACCAGUGACAUGAAAAAAAAUCCAGAAUUUAUGGGAAUAGAACUUGAAGAUAAAGAUCACUGGGAGAUGGUGAAUGAUCAGCCAGUGAAUGGACAAAAAAUUGACGUGAAGAAUUUGGAUAGCAUUCUGGGAGGAAUGGAAAUUAAGCAGAUAGAAGAGGAAAUAGAAAAGCAGACAGAAAACCUUCAAACUGAAGAGAAGACUGAUUUUAGUAAAUUAACAGAUGCAGUGAAAGUUGAAUCAGGAGAAGAGAUUGAUGUUAGUGGUGUGGCAAGUAUCCUAGAACAUUUCAGCCCAGAGCUCACACCUAGAGGAAGCAAGGACCUGAUGAAGAAUGUGCCAGUUGACCAUAGUGAAAAAACUUAUGAAAUGAGAUUGGAAGACGAUGUACAAUCUCUACAAGGAGGGAUGGUUGAUGUUGUCAAACUGGACACUAAUAUGCAGAACAUGGAGAUGAAACUCAUAGAAGAUGAAAUUAGUGACUGUAAGCAAAAUCUUUUAGUUGAUGGAAAAGAAGUUGAUGUUGAUGAUCUGGAAAGUAUAGAAAAUGUGGUGUUGGAACACAUAGAUCAAGAGGAAUUAAAAGAAAUGAAAAACCUACCAACUGAUGGAGGGACUGUUGAUGCCAAUGAAGUGGAUACUCUUUUGCAAACCAUGGGGAUAAACCUUUCAGAAAAGGAAAUUAGUGAUCUGAUGCAGAAUAUGCUAUUUGAUGGUAAGCAUGUAGAACAUAAUCUGAAUUGCUCAGAACAUCAAAGAAUAUCUGCUUUUAUAAUAGAGCCUCUGCAAACUCUUAUUUGACAACAAGGAGACAAAAUAUUAAAGACAACAGCUGAAAGGGAAUAUGUUUGUCUUUUAGUAACUUUAUUGUAGGGCUAGGGCCACCAUUAAUCCAAA